Paralichthys olivaceus (Japanese flounder) is the source of this 2055-nucleotide messenger RNA. The record is from RefSeq and is a predicted model, not a curated record. NCBI's taxonomy places the organism in Eukaryota, Metazoa, Chordata, Actinopteri, Pleuronectiformes, Paralichthyidae.
GAUCGACCGGACCUCAGUAACUUCAUGGAGUCGGGUGAGUGGGUGUUGAAGGACUACAGGAGCUGGAAACACUGGGUUUACUACACCUGCUGCCCCGACACUCCGUACCUGGACAUCACCUACCACUUCCUGAUGCUGCGGCUGCCUCUUUACUUCAUCGUCAACGUCAUCAUUCCCUGCAUGUUGUUUUCCUUCCUCACCGGACUGGUCUUCUACCUGCCCACUGACUCUGGUGAGAAGAUGACUCUGUCCAUCUCCGUCCUGCUGUCUCUCACUGUCUUCCUGCUGGUCAUCGUGGAGCUGAUCCCCUCCACCUCCAGCGCCGUUCCUCUCAUCGGCAAAUACAUGCUCUUCACCAUGGUGUUCGUCAUCGCCUCCAUCAUCAUCACCGUCAUCGUCAUCAACACCCAUCACCGCUCGCCCAGCACGCACACCAUGCCCGCCUGGAUCCGCAAGGUCUUCAUUGAAACCAUUCCCAACAUGAUGUUCUUCUCGACCAUGAAGCGACCGAGUCAGGAGAUCCGACAGAAGAGACUGUUCCCCACUGACAUGGACAUCUCCGACAUCUCAGGUAACCCCACCCCCACAAGCGUCCCCUACCAGUCUCCCAUCAGUAAAAACCCUGACGUCCGCAGCGCCAUCGAAGGAGUGAAGUACAUCGCUGAGACCAUGAAAUCAGACGAGGAAUCGAACAAUGCGGCUGAGGAGUGGAAGUUCGUCGCCAUGGUUUUGGACCACAUCCUGCUCUGCGUGUUCAUGGCCGUGUGCAUCAUCGGGACGCUCGGCGUCUUUGCCGGGAGACUCAUCGAGCUCAACAUGCUGUACGGGGCCUGACCCCACGAAGAGAUGUGUGUCAUCAAACACAACUCCCUCUGUCUCUCACGCACAGACGGACACACACUGAGUGGACUGCUGUGUCUCUCAGUGGCGUCGCCUUCAAAUGUGUGUAUUUACUGAAACGCAGGAGAAAAUCCCAACGGCUCCAGCCCCGUGAUCUCGAUGGGUCAUACUUGAAGCUCUUCUCGUCGCUGACAACCUGUUUUUGUUGUUUUUCUACCGAGUUUGAUUGCUGCCGUCACUCUGCUGAUGAAACGAGUGAAUUUUAAUCAUCUUAUAAACAAACCAUAAACAGCAUUAAUCGACAUGAAUGACACCGUCUUGGUCUUUGAGUGCAGACGAGACGAUUUCCUGUCUGGAAGUUUUAUUGUUUUGUUUUGCCUGCAGACGCUCAAAUGAUUUUUAUAUUUAUGGGUUGAGGUUGUGAACUGUGGCGUAAACUUCACGUCACACUUUUUGAUUCAAAAAUAGAAAACUCCUCCGACUGCUCACGGGUGAGCGACCUGGUUUGUUUGGUCACUGAUGCGCGUGAACUCCUCUCGACUCUCUUGUACUUUUUCUUUAUGGCUCAUUUGGUUUUGAAUAUUAUUCUUUGGUAAAUUAAUUGAUUCUUUAAUCCCACUGAAUCAGUUUGACCUGAUCUGAAUCUUUAGUGAGGAUCCAUAAAAAAAACUAGGUGGCGAUAAAGGUGACUGUGGAGCCUUUUUCAUUAAGAUCCACAAAUUACAUACAACAAAUGCAAACAAUUUCCACCAAGAUCCAAAAUCAUUCUUAGAAAUAAAUGCAAAUGUUGAAAAAAUUCCUAUUUUGCAAUGUUUGAGUCAUUUAACACAGAUAAUUUGACCUUUGACCUUUCCCUGCUGUUAAGCUCAGAAUUCAUGAGUUUGAAUUAAGUGUAGAUAAAGAUUGAAAUUAAUCAUUUGAAUAAAUCAGGUUAAAAAACACACUGUAUUGUUUGGGAAUCAUGAGACGAUGAGGGUUGUGCAGCUUUAACCGAAACAGUUUAUGAUGCAGUGAAAGUGAAGAAUUCCACGAGGUUGACUUGUCCGUCGGUGCUGCAGUGUUGCUACGUGUUCGAAGGCAACUUGAUUUAUUUUGCAGCCGUGAGACAGGUUCAGUUUAAUGACACAGUAAUGUUCUAUUGCACUGAUUUUUUGUUUUUAUAUUUCUCAUUGUGUAGAUGUGAAAAGGGUUGAAAAAUAAAUCUCAUUCAGUUGA